GAGCAUUGAAUGAGGUCAACUCACCGAGCGCGGCAGAGUCGGCUGUGACGUCACUACGCGGCUUGCCGCGAGCUCGCGCUGCAGGAACGCUGCAGUCCCGCCGCCGUCGACGAAAGGAGGCUACCUUGCGGUGAGGUGACACACCGCAUACUCACCGCGCUCUCUUUGUCGUAGCGGCGGAUUCUAGUCACUGCUUUGCAGCAAAACUCGACGCGGCGCCGACUCGGGGUGAGAAGGCCGUCCAGCAAGGGGCGAUGAUGCUUUUGUUUUUCCACGAGGAGCACUAAAUAGCGGAGGCUGCAGUGCGGCGGACGUCCUGGCCAUGGGAGCCCUGACGAGUAGGCAGAAUGCCGGCGUGGAAGAGUUGGACAUCCCAUCCAAUUCCGUCUACAGAUACCCUCCGAAAUCUGGGAGCUAUUUUGCUAGUCACUUCAUCAUGGGUGGGGAAAAGUUUGACUCAACACAUCCAGAGGGAUAUCUCUUUGGAGAGAACACUGACCUCAACUUCCUGGGCAACAGACCAGUGACGUUCCCCUACGCAGCCCCACCUCCUCAAGAGCCAGUUAAAACUCUCAGGAGCCUCAUCAACAUUCGCAAGGACACCUUGCGCCUUGUCAGGUGUAGUGAAGAGGUUAAAACUCCGCGAGAAGAAGCUGGCAGGAGCCGAAUGUGCUAUAAUGUGGAGUUCACAUUUGAUGCAGAUGCCCAGGUGGCCAUCACCAUUUACUAUCAGGCUAUUGAAGAGUUCCACAAUGGCAUGACAACCUACAUCCCCCAGGACAGCUCCCUGCAGUCUGAAACUGUGCACUUCAAGAGAGGUGUCUGCCAGCAGUUCUGUCUGCCAUCACACACUGUUAUUUUGUCCGAGUGGAGUGAAGAAGAGCUGCUAUUUGACAUGGAGAGGGAUGUUUAUCCUAUGGUGGUACAGGCUGUGGUUGAUGAAGGUGAAGAUCACCUUGGGCAUUCCCAUGUACUACUGGCCACAUUUGAAAAGCACAUGGAUGGAAGCUACUGUGUGAAGCCACUGAAACAAAAGCAAGUGGUUGAUGGAGUCAGCUACCUCCUUCAGGAGAUAUAUGGAAUUGAGAACAAGUACAACACACAAGAAUCAAAGGUGGCAGAUGAUGAGAUAAGCGAUAACAGUGCGGAGUGUGUUGUGUGCCUGUCAGAUGUGCGUGAUACACUCAUUCUUCCAUGCCGGCAUCUCUGCUUGUGCAAUGCGUGUGCUGACACUCUUCGCUACCAGGCUAACUGCUGCCCAAUCUGCAGACUGCCAUUCCGAGCCUUGCUGCAGAUCCGGGCGAUGAGAAAGAAAUCAAGCCCCUUGUCACCAACUGGAUUCAACCCUAUCAUUGCAUCUCAGACCUCAGACUCCGAGGAGCACUCGACAUCUGAACACAUUCCUCCAGGUUUUGAAGCAGUGUCUCUGCUAGAGGCUCUCAACGGCCCACUCACGCCUUCUCCUUCAGCUCCUCCUCUGCACAGCCUCACUGACGGCCACAUCUCUGGGAUGCUACCGUCCUAUGCAAGUGAUGGUCAUGGCUUGCCAACGCGAGGUCUUUCUCCACUGAACUGCAGUAGUGACAGCAGUCAGGCUUUCAAACUGAAGAAAGACUUUUCUGAGUCUGUAUCGCAGAAUUCCUCUGUUCUGCCUGAAGAGGAUGAUGAAAAGUCAAGCAGUGAGUCAGACAUGAGAGCAUGUCAGAGGAAACCUACUGACGACCAAGUGGAGGACCGUGGAUUUACCCCAGAGAGCGAGAACCUCACUCUUUCUUCAUCUGGAGCCAUUGAUCGGUCUUCUUGUACAGGAACCCCUCUCUCUUCCACCAUUACUUCGCCUGAAGAUCCAGUGAGCAGCAGUUUGGCUCAGUCUGUGAUGUCAAUGGCUUCAUCGCAAAGCCAGCAGUCCCAACUGAGCACUGACACCCUCUCCUCUAUGUCAGGUGGAGCUGAGGGGGAGCAAGUUGAGACCCCUGUGGAGAGUAGAGCACCAUCUCAAGAAGAGCAGCACACUCCAGAGGAGAACCAGGAUCUGAAGUUUCUAGAAAUUGUCUCCGAGGACCAAGACUCUGAGGGAAACGACAUCCCUGAAGAGGAGCAUGCAUGUCCUGCAGAGGAUGAGGGUGGGAGGAGGAGGAGGAGGAGGAGGAGAAGGAGCACGAGUGAGGCCCCUUGCCUCGAGUAUGACAAUAACAAUCAGGGCCUGGCGCACAGCUUGACAGGGUUGGACAAUGAGCCCUGCAUCCCCGGGUUGGAAUCCAGGGAGGAGUACAGGGCAGAUCAGGGGAGACUGAGGAGUCUCAUCUCCACAAGCAACAUAGACCUGGAAGAAGAUGAAGAUGAGGAAGGCAGACCCCUGCAGCUGCUUCACUGCGGGUCACUGGCGGUCUGAAUGUGCACUAUAUUGACUGACGCUAAACCACCCAUCCUCCUGAAGCUGAGGAGCCUGGUGCCGGAUUCCCUUUUUCAAUUUUCAGAAAAGAUGUGCAGGUCUGGUCAUGAGCACUGUUGCCUUGUUUCUGGGCGAGCAGGCCAAUGUUGUUAGGCUCCCUUUGCUUUUGGCCUGGCCUGCGGCAUUUCUAUUGUCCUGUGUGACAGAUGGCGGAAACGCAGCCAGUUGCCUUUCAUUUCUUCUUGUUUUUUGUUGUUGUGUUUUCAUCAGUGGCGUUGCAUUCUGCCCCAUCAGAACAGGCCUGAGAUGUCUGCAGCCCGUGGACAAGCAAAACACACACUGGCGUGGUUUCUCCCGUGAGGCAGGCAGGUUGAAGAGCAGUAGGCUGGCAUGCGGCCAUGUCUGACUGAGCAGAUGCCACUGAAGGGUCCCUAUACCUCCAUCCGCUGGAGCCUGCUGCCUUCUGAGAUUCUGGUUACUUAAAUAAGUUGACCUUCCGAAAUCUUGGAAAGAGAAAAGGGGAAUACGAAUCAUGGAAUGGUGCCAUUAUGAUGUUUGUUGUUUUAAGUGCACUGGAGUCCACAUCACAAUACUGAAAACAUCGUGGAGGUGGCUGUAAGGACACCGAAUGUUUAGCAGCCUUCUGUUUGGCCAGUUGAGGUGAAACUUGAUGAAGUUUUAUUCAGUUUUCAGGACAACAGGCACACUGCUAGAAGUUCAAGUCCCAAGUGUGACGACACGGCAGGUGCUCUGAGGUUGCAAUGCCUGGUAGAAACUUCACACUCAUUACAGGAGCUACAAAGCCAGAGGUAGACAAACUCGGUCUCAGAGAGCCACCUGGGCUGUGAAUUUUCAUUCCAGUUGAUCCGAGGAGGUAAACAGUUUGUAAAUCGGAGCACUGAACUGUUUGUUUGGAAAGCAGUGAUGAGUAAAUGGGUUUGGCCCCAUCAUUGUCAUCAUCAUCAUCUCAAAGGGAGUUUUGAUUGUGAAUGAAUCUGGCAGCUAAGCCUGAGACCAAGUUUGCCCACCCUGGUGCUAAGCUACCUCUGAUGCAGCAGCCAUACUGUAUGUCAGUGCAGGCACUUCCAGCUCCAGGGUCUUGGGUUGUGGCGAGUCCCUAAUAUAUUCAUUCUACAUUAAAACCACCACGCAAAGCAUGUUUGCUUAUAUUAAUUUAAAGGAAUAUUUGCCCAAAAUUUAUAUUUUUUAUGUUACCCUUCUGGUUUGUAAUGAUGGUGGAAAAUAAUUUUUACUCUCCUGUUUCCAUGGAGAAUAGAGAUUCCCUGGUUUAUGACAGAAUAGAAGUCAAUGGUGACCAGCAUUGGACAACAGCAAAAAAAAAAUCAAAAUGUCCUCAAUAAAUUCUCGCAUUAUUUGUGCCGCAUAAUCCACGUUUGGUUGUUAAGUCAAAUGCUCACAACGUCCCAAGCACAUUCCUUUUAGAAAACGCUCGGUCACACUCAAACAUUUGAAUUGAAGGCGCACCUCCCCUUUCCACGUUUACACUGCAUUUACAUCCACUAAUGGAGUACCUCUGGGAAAUUGAACAGGUGAAUUGGUGAAGCAUCUGAGAUGUCUACAAGUCUGAGGCAGACUCUCUUCUUGCUUGUCUUUGACAUUUAAUCUUUAGUUAUGAACGUCUCUCUUACUGGGCUGGACUUGUGACCAGUGAUGAGUCCGGUGUUUGGGAAGGUGGGCCUUCAGUUCAAAUACUCGUUCACAUCGGGGUGCCUUGUGUUUUAGUUCAUGAGAGAGACUUUCGGAAAUGAUUUGUUUAGCAGUAGUUUAGUAAAAAUACAUGUGUGUUGGACGUGAGCAGGCGCUGGAUGACUUGACCAUGUGGAUUAUGCAACUCGAGUACCGUGAGAUUUUUUUAAGGACUUUUUAAUAUUGUUUACUUUUGUUCAUGGUUGGUCACCAUAGAGGCAUCGUAUUUCAUCAUAAGCUUUAGCUGUCUUCUCCAUGAAAGCAGGAGAUUAAACAUCCUUGGCCAUCACUGCAAACUACACAGGGUAAGUCAUACACAAUAAAAACUGGGUGGAGUAUUCCUUUAACCUGAAGGCUUCGUGUGCCACAUUACUGCCAGCAUUUAAUUGAAAUGAAAGCUUAAUGUACCACACGGCUGCUGCUAAUCAUGUGGAAUCCUCCAUUACUCAUUUUCUUUUUAAUUUUCUAUCUGCUAAAUCCCUGCUGCUGCUUUUAUUUCAACUUGAAAUCCACACAUCACACUGAUGAUGUUAUCCAUAGCAACAGAUCGCACUCACAAUCCUGAUGAUUUUCUCCUUAAUGGGAGCCCUCGUCGAUCACAUUGUGUGUCAUUUUCAUUCAAACUGAACCCUUCACGUAGUACACUUUAAGCUUACUUUUAUUCUAACCAAACCCCAGCAUACCACAUGUUUGCUGGUCUCCAUUUUAUUUACGACCUGCCUUUAACACAUUUCUUACGCAGGUGAAAACUGUCGUGCCGCAGUGUCGCCUCCCUUCUGUACUACGUGGCUGCUGAUCUUCUUUCUCACUGAACCUUUCCAUUAGCACAGAGUUUUCUGAUUUUCAUAUCCAAACUCUCCCCACGCUACUUUGUGAUUUUCAUUCUGACUAAAGCUCUCACAGCACAGCCAUACUUGUGCCAGUGUUUAUGUGGGUGUGUGCCCUGCAGUAGGCUCAGGCCACGCCCACGACUGCUUUCAGCUCCACAUCAAUUAAUGCUGACAAGGCAUGGAUGGAGCUGCACCAAAGUGCUGCUAAUGUUUAUUCUUACCUGAACCUUUGUGUGCUGCUUAUUUUCAUAUAGAUUUCAGCCUUUCCCUGUUGAUUUUCAUUCUAACAGAAGCCCCUGUGUGCUACACUGCCAUUGAUGUUCAUGUCAGCUGAGACCUGCGUCCUACACUGCUGUUGCUACACUUCCAUCCUGUUAUAGUUUGCCAAUAAAAGAACAAACUAAGAUGAAUGGAGGUGACCAGGAGAAGAAAUAUCACAAAAAACAAAGCAAAAGAUUAAUCCAGAGAAUCUAUCUGAUUAUCAGAGUCAAUUCACAAACAAAGAAAUUAAAAUCAAAGCCAAAAAAAAAGGAUUUAAUAAACACUGUGAAAGAGCACAGCAUCAGGAAUACAGAGAAGGGUAAUGACUUGAUGUCACCAGCGACCUUUUAACUUGUCAUGUCCGAGAUGCACCCUGGCCACCUGAGAGUGCAUUUAGAUACCAUCUAGACUAAUUAAAGGUGGCACCCAAACAAAUUGAGAUGUCAUCAAAAAAAUUCAUAACUUAUUUGAAAGCAACAUUUUAGAAAGGAAGAAAUUCAUUCUGUGACCCAAAAAAACAUAUUAAAUGUCUGUAAAAUAAAUAACACGAAUAACAGUACGACCACUCCGAGACCCUCACACUCCAUACUCGCCCUGUUUGUUAUGUAAUACAGACCCUCGCACGUCACUACCGCUCGUGAGUGCACUAAAGGCAGUUUUCACCUAAAUUUCCGGCUUUGUGUAUCGCACCCCACAACGGUGCCCAUUGCUGCUAAGUGUGCCUCAUAAUUGUGUCCACAUUGCUGCUCAUAUUCACAUUUUUGGAACUUUCCUUUACCUUGCAUGUCCCAUUCUCGUCAUAUAUUCAUUAGGCAGUCUCCUUCUUUUAUUUCUGGUAUCCUUGGACAUUUUGUAGUCUUAUAUAUGUAGGAAGACUUGGUGCAAGGAUGAAAAUGUCUCUGCUUGUGGGUUUCCUUUUCUCACGUUAAUCUCAGCGUAUCCCUUGCGUCCCCUCCUGUAGCGGAGAGAAAUCGCCCGAAGCAGACAUUCCCGCUACUGUGAAGUGCCGUCAUCUUUUGUUUUAUAUCCAUUUAAAAGCACACCAGUGGGCUCUUGCCGUCUGUCCAUUUGUGACCCCUUACGGCCAGAUUCGAUCAUUGACCUCAGUAUUUGUCUUGUUUUUUUUUUUUGCCUCUAUUAUAACGGGUGCUUACAAAACCUGAGGAUUUAGAAAAACCUGAAGCCUUUUGAAAAUAAGCGUCACCGCCAGAUGGCAGCAUCUCCGGCGCAGGUCGUCACAGCAUCUCACACCCAGCCUCUUUUAUGCGCUCAGAGUACAGUAAUCCAAUUUUUAUUUUACAACUUGAGGACCAUUCCAGUGUACAAUGAUAAUAAACGACCUAAACAACUGUCCGAAAAUGGUCGCAUGGGUGUUGCUAGCAUUCAGGUGCCUAGACAUUGAGCGUUGUGUGUCCGGCAGAGGGCAGACCUGCUCCAUGAUAUAGAACUCGGUGCCCCCAACAGAAACGCGUUGUGACCAGCAGAGGGCGGGCUUCUCAAAGCAGGUCUUACGUCACAAGUACCGCCCAUCCCUCGGACUGCUAAUACAGAUUUGCACCCGAGCGCGCCUGCCUUUUUUUUAAACAUAUAAAGCUCGCUCUUUUUUGGUUUAUUGCGGUUGCUGAUGCCACCUGCGUGUCGGCACAGUUCGGCCUGGUGUUUCCUUCUCUCCCUUAGAACUUAAAAGCAAUGGGGUGUCCGCUCGUGCAUGUCCUUUAGAAUUUCCGUCUGUUUGCAGCCAGCCCACCAGCCCCAACAAUACCUCACGUUACACACCGCACUGUGUCUUCAUUUGCACUGCACCAAAUCCAUUAAACAAGACACCUAAUCUGGAGUACUAAACCAACAAUAAAUAAACGAUCCACUUUUCUAUUGCUA
This is a messenger RNA of Polypterus senegalus (gray bichir), 7068 nucleotides long. RefSeq names its product ring finger protein 157 (gene rnf157). Gene Ontology annotation, cellular component: cytoplasm. NCBI's taxonomy places the organism in Eukaryota, Metazoa, Chordata, Cladistia, Polypteriformes, Polypteridae. Gene Ontology annotation, biological process: protein ubiquitination. The record is from RefSeq and is a predicted model, not a curated record. The transcript has 19 exons. Bases 323 to 2392 code for a protein of 689 amino acids. Gene Ontology annotation, molecular function: ubiquitin protein ligase activity.